Saprolegnia diclina VS20 is the source of this 1197-nucleotide messenger RNA. RefSeq lists its product as hypothetical. Bases 1 to 1197 code for a protein of 398 amino acids. The transcript has 3 exons. Gene Ontology annotation, biological process: amino acid transmembrane transport. NCBI's taxonomy places the organism in Eukaryota, Oomycota, Saprolegniomycetes, Saprolegniales, Saprolegniaceae. Gene Ontology annotation, molecular function: amino acid transmembrane transporter activity. The record is from RefSeq and is a predicted model, not a curated record.
AUGGCACGUAACGAGCAGAGCGCGCUCCUGGUCAAGGCCGGUGACGAGCAUGGCGCGUCGGCGCCGCUGCCGCAAGGAACGUUCUGGACGUCGACCUUUGCGCUCGUGGGCACCAUGAUGGGCGCCGGCGCGCUCGCGCUUCCGAGUACGAUGGCGAUGACCGGCGUCCUCGGGUGCACACUCCUCUUCGUCGUCAUGGCCGGCUUUGCGUUCGUGUCGUGCUACGCGUGCAUCGUCACCGCAGACGCAACCGGCGAGUACUCGUUCGAGGGCAUGAGCAGCGUGCUCUUUGGCCGCGGCCGCCAGUGGUUUGUGCGUCUGCUCACGCUCGUGCUGCUCUUUGGCAUCAUGGCGGUCUUCAUGGUCGUCGCCAUGGACCUCUUGCACCCGUUCGUCGCUGCGUAUGUGAGUCGGUAUGUGAUCGGCGCGCUCUUUACGCUCGUCGCGAUCCCGCUCUGCCUCGCCGAGUCGCUCUACGCGCUGCGCCACUCCAACUCGAUCGUCGUCGGCUGCAUGGGCUACAUCUUUCUGGUGCUGUUUGUGCGCGCGGUGCAGACGGGCGGGCUCCCGGAGGCGUCGCCAGCCAUCUCGGUGGACGGCGUGCUGUACACGAUCCCGCUUCAAGCGCUGGCCUUUGGCUGCCAAAUCAACUCUGUCCGCGUCUACGGCGAGCUCCAGCACAAGGCGCAGAUGCACGCGAUCAACUUUACCACCAUGUUCUUCGGGUGCGUGCUCUACGCCUGCUUCAGCUUCCUCGGCUACGUGUGCUUCCACGGCGCGAUCGUGCCCGACAUCCUCACGGGCUUUGCGUCCGACGACCCGCUCGUCAACAGCGUCCGCAUCGUGCUUGGCACGUGCAUGGUGCUAAAGAUCCCGCUCAUCUUCCAGCCCUUCCUGCAUGUGCUCGAGGCCGUUGCUGUCGGCGACGGCGACGUCUCGCGUUCCACGCGCACCUCUUGGACAAUGGCGUCGCUCGUUGGCGCGUACGUCCUUGCGAUUACGUGCAAGGACCUGAGCAUGAUCAUGGGCUUUGUCGGCGCCGUCGGCGACAUCCUCCUCAACUUUGCAGUGCCAGGCCUCUUUCUCUGGCAAGUCGGCGUCAACCAGGUGAACGCCAAGCUCAAGUACGGCGGCGCAUUCCUCGUCGCCAGCGGCGUGCUCAUGACUGUGCUGUCGCUGAUCGGUCUCUUGAAGUAA